UAUGCCAUAUAUGUACGAACUACGCUAUUUGUUUGAUUUUUCUGACCAAAAUAUUAUAAUUUCAUUCCAAAUAAGUAGAAUCUCACUGAUUCCACACAACAGUCAUUCAAUUGAAGCAUCAUUCUGGGACUGUGACCAACGUUUAUGCCUUUUGGACGACGAUGAUCGGAUUAGGCUCUGAAAACUAGGAUUGGUAUUUAAUUUAGGUGAGAAGAGCAGAGCAGCUAAUAAUUUAGCAGCAAUUGGCAGUUCAAUUUGUAAGGACUGUAAGCGUAUAAUCUGAGUGAUGGCAGAUAAAUCAUGUGUCAAGCGACUUCAGAAAGAAUACAGAGCGCUCUGCAAAGAACCAGUUUCCCAUGUUGUCGCUCGCCCUUCCCCAAAUGACAUUCUCGAAUGGCAUUAUGUGUUGGAGGGAAGUGAAGGAACACCUUUUGCAGGUGGAUUUUACUAUGGGAAGAUCAAAUUUCCUCCCGAGUAUCCAUAUAAGCCUCCAGGAAUCAGCAUGGUUACUCCUAAUGGACGAUUCAUGACGCAGAGGAAAUUAUGCUUAUCUAUGAGUGAUUUUCAUCCGGAAAGUUGGAAUCCUAUGUGGUCCGUAUCAAGCAUACUUCAAGGACUUCUUUCGUUCAUGAUGGACACUAGUCCUACUACUGGUAGUGUGAACACCACCACUGCAGAAAAACGGCGUUUAGCAGAAGCUUCCCUUGCUUUCAAUUGUACGCAUGCAACAUUCCGGAAAAUAUUUCCUGAGUAUGUGGAGAAGUUUAACCAGCAGCAGCAGCUUAUUGCAGAUCAAGCGUCCUCUGAUGCAUCUGUGCUAGAAAAUUCAAAGCCCUUGUUAAAAAAGGAUGAUUCCAAGGGAGAUGUGAAAAGAGAAGUUGUUCCGAACAAUAGGAGGAUAGAAAAAAAGCAGUCAAUACCAACCUGGAUGAUGUUGCUGCUUGUUUCUAUCUUUGGCCUUGUAAUGGCUCUACCUCUGUUACAACUUUGAUACCACAGAUCACAAAUGAUAAAGAUUAUUGGGGUCAGUGGAGAUCAGGCUAGGCUUUUGCAUGUUAAAGAGACUAGUUCGAAAUACUUCUAGUUUUGUGUUAUAUCUAACAUGAUUUGUAUAGAGGAGACUCAGUUUGAUCGUUUGUUGGUCAAUGUUCCAACCUGACUUGCAUGUGAUAUCUUAAUCUAGUGGGAGUUUCUGUU
This is a messenger RNA of Humulus lupulus (European hop), 1197 nucleotides long. RefSeq names its product ubiquitin-conjugating enzyme E2 34-like. The record is from RefSeq and is a predicted model, not a curated record. The coding region runs from base 287 to 991 and encodes 234 amino acids. NCBI's taxonomy places the organism in Eukaryota, Viridiplantae, Streptophyta, Magnoliopsida, Rosales, Cannabaceae. The transcript is spliced from 11 exons.